Xylona heveae TC161 is the source of this 1469-nucleotide messenger RNA. RefSeq lists its product as hypothetical. Gene Ontology annotation, biological process: regulation of transcription by RNA polymerase II. The coding region runs from base 82 to 1173 and encodes 363 amino acids. NCBI's taxonomy places the organism in Eukaryota, Fungi, Ascomycota, Xylonomycetes, Xylonales, Xylonaceae. The transcript has 5 exons. Gene Ontology annotation, cellular component: nucleus. The record is from RefSeq and is a predicted model, not a curated record.
UAGCAAUUUCAAGACUUUGAGAAUCCCAAAGGCGAUUACAAUGAUAUCCCUAUUGAUUUGCUUGGAGUCUCGGACUUGAAAAUGUCAGAGUGGCGACACAAUGCUGCCGAAAUAGACCAGUAUGGCUACAGCACGGGAAUAAACUGUGAACCGUCCAACUUUAUCGGUAACAACACGGGGCUUCAACGGAUCGCAAACUCAAAGUGCCCAAAUAUGUUCAGCGAUCCAAUCCAAUCACUACCCCUCGAAUUCUCAGAGACAGACCUCUCUGCUAACCCGAUGGCGAGGUUCUGUUAUGAUCAAGGCCCUUGGAAUUCUCAUCAGGUUUCGGCUGGCAGCAGUGCAGCCUAUCCUCCCCAAAGUUCUUAUGUUUAUCCACUCCCGGCACGAGGACCGAAUUUCGCCGUAGGCAACUAUCGCUCUGCUCCUGUCUCAGAGCCCGAGAGCAAUGCCACCGCAAAUAUGCUUUCAGAUUCUGGCUAUGGGACCAAAACCUUCAGCACCGUCUCUGCCUUGAGUCAUCAGAUGACUGAAACAAACACAGAGUACCUGUCCCUACAACAUCAAUUGCAUAAUCUCCAACCGUUUGCUGUGCCGCAGCACCAACCCCACGUCACUGGACCUUUUGACAUAGCAAAUCCUUUCGAGAAUAACCUCAAAAGCUUGCCCGAUCCCAUCCCUCAACCUACCCAUCAAUGUCCCUAUUGUGAGAUGAGCUAUAGAUGUGCUUCUGAACUCAAGAAGCAUAUUCUCAAACAUGAAAAGAAUUACAAGUGCAGGGAGCCUGGCUGCAAGAGAAAUGAAGGUUUCAGCACACCGAACGAUUUGGAACGACAUAAGAAGACUGUGCAUCAUAUCUUCCCACGGAAUAGCACGACGAAAAUGUAUCGGUGCGUCGCCGAAGAUUGCAAAGUAAACGGAAACAUUUGGGUCCGACCGGAUAACUUUCGUGCACAUGUAAGGCGCAAGCACGGUGAAGACAGAUUGCAGGAAUUGAUGAGACUUGGCGAAUGCUAUGAUGCUGUACCAAAUCAGUCCACCAAUUCCAGCAUUGUCGACCAAUAUGAUCAUUACGAGGAGUGGUUAGAUGCUCCUCAAGCUGUGAACACCAAAAACUGGCGUCAGGGGAAUGUGACAAAUUGGGAAUAUAAACGGGCCAUACCAUCCGACUGACCAAGUAGCGUCUGCGAUCGAAUACGUGCUCAGGGAUGGCGGUCACACCUUAGCUAGUCUCCUUGAAAGCACGCAAGAUACCCAGGAAGACCGAGGGAGCGUCUCGUCCUCAUCUUGUUCCACUGUUGUUGGCCCAACCACGGCCCUAAAUCCAGAAAUUUUAAAAGCGUCAUCUGAAUCCGUGCCGUCGCAAGCGCUGAGGACAUAUCUCCCGCCACGGGCUAGACUAAAGAGCACGGUUCAAACACCCCUGGGAACUCUCUUGAAGGACAAGGGAGAUCAUAUCUCAGGGGAUG